AUUCCCUCCGCCGGCCCAGCGGCCCCUCUCUCUCGCCCCUCCUCCUCCUCCCUUUCCCACCCCUCUGAGUGGAGCUGCACAUGCGGCUUCUCCCCGCUCUGUCCCGCCCAGCCUCCUUCGCGCAGGAACGGGUCCCUGCAGCCCCCAGCCCAUGGCAGGACAGUAGCCGCCUGUCAGGGGUCCUGAAAGGCUGAGGCAGACGCGGCGCCUCCCGGGCCUCAGAGAGUGGGCGUCUCCGGAGGCCAUGGGCUACCCCGAGGUAGAGAGCAGGGAGCCCCUGCCUGCAGCAGCGCCAAGGGAGCAGGGGAGUCAGGGCUGUGGCUGUCGCGGGGCCCGUGCCCGGGCGGGUGAAGGGAACAGCUGCCGGCUCUUCCUGGGCUUCUUCGGCCUCUCGCUGGCCCUCCACCUGCUGACAUUAUGCUGCUACCUAGAGUUGCGCUCCGAGUUGCGGCGGGAACGGGGAGCCGAGUCCCGCUUUGGCGGCCUCGGCACCCCUAGCACCUCUGGCACCCUGAGUAGACCCGGUGGCCUGGACCCCGACGGUCCCAUCACCCGCCACUUCAGGCAGCCUUCACUUCAGCAGCAGCCGCUAGAACCCGGAGAAACAACUCUCACACCAGACUCUCAGGACGGGCACCAGAUGGCCCUGAUGAAUUUUUUCUUCCCUGAAGAAAAGUCAUACACUGAAGCAGAAAGUAGGCGUGUCCGUCGCAAUAAAAGAAGCAAAAGCAGUGAAGGAGCAGAUGGUCCAGUUAAAAACAAGAAAAAGGGAAAGAAGGCAGGACCUCCUGGGCCAAAUGGCCCCCCAGGACCUCCAGGACCACCAGGACCCCAGGGACCCCCAGGGAUUCCAGGGAUUCCUGGAAUUCCAGGAACAACUGUUAUGGGCCCUCCUGGCCCUCCAGGUCCUCCUGGUCCUCAAGGACCUCCUGGCCUCCAAGGGCCUUCUGGUGCUGCAGAUAAAGCUGGAACUCGAGAGAACCAGCCAGCUGUGGUGCAUCUGCAGGGCCAAGGGUCAGCAAUUCAAGUCAAGAAUGAUCUUUCAGGUGGAGUGCUCAAUGACUGGUCUCGCAUCACUAUGAACCCCAAGGUGUUUAAGCUACAUCCCCGCAGCGGGGAGCUGGAGGUACUGGUGGACGGCACCUACUUCAUCUAUAGUCAGGUAGAAGUAUAUUACAUCAACUUCACUGACUUUGCCAGCUAUGAGGUGGUGGUGGAUGAGAAGCCCUUUCUGCAGUGUACCCGCAGCAUCGAGACAGGCAAGACCAACUACAACACUUGCUACACCGCAGGCGUCUGCCUCCUCAAAGCCCGGCAGAAGAUCGCUGUGAAGAUGGUGCAUGCCGACAUCUCUAUCAACAUGAGCAAGCACACCACUUUCUUUGGGGCCAUCAGGCUGGGCGAGGCCCCUGCAUCCUAGAUUCCCCCUAUUUGGUCCCUGCCUGUGCCCCUGCCCUAGGUUUGGGAGCCAGGAUCCCCAGAACCUCGAAGUGCUGCUGUGGAGUGAGGCAUGGGUGUGAUGCAGCUGCAGAGAGAAAGGCCCCAAGGCUAUUUAUUCCCCAGUGACUCUAGGACAACAAGGCCUGCUUGCCUUUCCCGAAUGACCUUGAGUUAUCAAGACAGUUGCUGAAGCCCCAGGGUUUACAUGAAGCAGAAGUGGCUUCCCUGUCUCCGUGUUGACUGGCUUAAUGGCAUGACUCUUCAAUCUCAAGGCCCCUGAUAUCAAAGUUGUCAUUUGUUGCACUAAAGUGAGGGUCCUGGGAAGCAGAAAGAGAAAGCAGAGGUAUCCUCCAGACUGGGGAGUGAACCCUCUUUGGGGUGGGGUGGGGUAGGGUGAUGUGAGGUGGGAGUGGGAUCAGAGGGGAAAUGUCUGUGCUUGUGGCAGAGACCAAAAAAUAAACCUGCUGAGCAGGUGACCUGGGAAGUGGAAGCAUUCCUGCUGCUCUGCCUGCAGCCAGCCAGCAGGUCAGAGCUCCUCCCACAUAGGUAGAGCCAGUGCAGCAACUCUCCAGGCUUCGGGGACAGGAGGUUUGCUCUUCCUUGGAGUGAUUACAGGCAAUGACCACAAACCUGCCUACAUAGGAACCUGAAGCCAGGCUUGGGGCCACAUGUCUUUCACUUUGUUUACAGCUGUAGGCUCAGAAAACUCCCUGGGAUCCCUCCCAAUUGCCCCCUUUCCCAGCCUGACUAGACCUCCUAUGUCUUUCUCCACAGAGCUUACCUCUGUCUGAGACAGGUGCCUAAUCUGGGACCUGCGCUUAUGUGAUUCUGGGAUACUCUUGAGAUUAACUGGGCACAAAGAGAAUCUUCUUCCAUUUAAUAAGCAACACAAUAUUUAUCUAGUUGAUUUGUGUCUAGCAUCAAAGUGUUGGACUGGGUGACCUCCAGAAGUCCCUUCAAAUCCCAAUAUUUAGGCACCUCCUUUAAUAGCCUACUAAAAUCCCCAACCCUCACCUGCCCCUGGGCCUCAGCAAGGCAGAGCUUUUCUAUUAGACCUAGAAAGGAGAAGAGGUGGGGAUAGGACAGGGGUUUUUCAAGUGGCUUCCCUAUCUUGAAGCCAAGCGGCCAGUCACCGAAGCCUUAUCUGAAAGGGUAGCAGCUGAUGCCCUGCUUACCUCCUGUCCUGUUCUCUGGCUUCAGAAAGCCACAUAACAGCAUGGUCAGUAUGGAUUCCAGUGCUGCUUCCCUGAAUCAAGGCUUGGGAAAAGCUGGGGUCUAGGCAUUCUGGCAGGGUUCUGCCCUCUAGUCAGGCCCAAAGAUACCAUUACCACCUCCCCAAGCUUCCCAGAGAUCAUAUGGUGGGACCAUACAAGAGCCUUAUUUCUAAGUGCCUGGGCCCAACCUGGCUCCUUGGGUACAUGGUCCAACCCGAAGCUGGGAAGGCCUGUCUUAUAUAGUCUGCUACUCUUGCUUAUGAAAUAAGAAACAAGUUACUUUUGAGGAGGUGGGGAAUAGGCUUCUUUGGGCAGCUGAAGUUUACCAGGAAAAACAGGUUCCGAAGUUGUGCUUUCUCUUUCUAAGCCACUACACUGCUGGGCCCUUCAAGGAUCAGGGCAGGAGGCACAGCCAUUGUCUGGUUGCUAAUGUCAGGUGAAGCGAACAUGAGGAACGGGUUUGGCCGGGCUCUUACAGAGUGCCUUGGACAGUCCUCAGGUGUAGCAGGAACAGAUGAGAAUUUCUCCUUAAAACUUGGAGAGUACUUUAUUAUCUCCUUUGAUAUUAUAAAUCCUAUUGUUUUGAGGAGGCUCAAGAGAGUUUAAGUGCUUUGACCAGGAUCUCACCCACUGAAGUCACAGGCUGGGGCUUCAUCCAGCCAGUUUGACUCCAACACUAUUCCAUUGCACCUCAGCUUUGUGUUGAAUCUGGGGUCCUGAGGGAAUCCAAUAAAAAUGGUAAUAUAGACCCUAAAUCCAUGUGGGUUCUAGGGAGGGACCCUGAGAUGCUCAUUUUCAAGUUGUCUUGAUUGUCAGAGGCUCUGUGGCAAAAGAGUAGGGCAUUUCCUUGGGAAACAGACAUCAGACUUAGAGCUUUUGUGUCCAGAAUAACUGUCUUGACACCAGGUCCAAGCAGCAGGUACCGGUACCCACAGAACUUAAACCCCUUAUGUUCUUUCACCCACCAAAUAAACCAAGCAACCAUUACAUAUGGAGCCCCUACUGCAAGUGAGGUCCUCCUUUGUUACCCUACGGAUGGGCUGCAGGAGCUGGCCACUCCCCAUAGCUAAGUGACUCCUUAUCUCUUUCACCAAACCAUACAGGUCUUUGUACUCCCAGGGAUGGAGGGAAGAGGGAGGACUGGUUCCAAAAAGCUGUGAUAAGAGGAAAGAAAAAGGUUUCCUAAUUGUGGCCCUAAAGGACAUUCUGAUACCUAUCCUAUUCUCCAGAUGAUAGGGGAGACAGGAUUCCCAUAAACCCUUUAUUCAUUAGGAACCCUCAAAGGGAACCCGAGACUGAGGGAGGGGAGGGGGGAAGCAAUUGGUAGCUGGGGAGCCUUGCUGAAGUGAAGUUAUUGACAAAGUAGUGAAGCAAUUUACUAAUAAGAGAAUAUGGACAUAGAUUAAGCAUUUGAAUUUAUGCUGACAUGAGUUUACCAGAAGGCCAAGUCUUGCAUGGAGAACAGGACAAGGGCAUUUGUGAGCAGGUAGAUAAUAGGUUUGAAGGAGAAUUGCAUGGCAGGAGCCUCUGCCAGUUGCUUGGGCUUCAACAACCAAAACUGACACAAAAAUCAGCUGUCGGGGCUGCUCAGUUACUGGUUCCCUGGAAAAUGUAGUCUUUGCCUUAUUUCCCCUUCAUCCAUCCAGAACCAAAUUUCUUUUGCUGAGCAGGAAAGGACUAGAAACCCUGCAAGAGAAAAAGAUUUUGAUCCACACGAGAUUAUGUGCAUUUUAUGUAAGUUCUGAUGGAUGCAAAUCGAUUCAGAGAAAUUGAGUGCUAGAAAGGACCUGAGAGGAAAUCUAGCCCAACCUACAUUCUACCCCAUGUUACUCAUGUGGAGACUGAGGCCCAGAGAGAGAAGGGGCCUGCCCACAAUGAAUGAGCCACGACUCAAGACUCAGCAGAGUGAGGGGGUGGAGCAGUCCCUGUCCCACACAGCCCCCUUCAUUCUUUCACUCCCAGACUUGAGGCUAAAAGUGAAAGCCCCCUUGAGGAGCCUGGGCAGGCAGGGAGAGAGAAGCUACAGCCUUCAUCAGAACUCUUGCUCCUCUUAAGGUGCUCUCCCAGCUCCUGCCUCUGGACUGGCCCAAUACCUGAAAGUCCUGAGGCCACCUUGGCACUGCCUCCGGCCUGCUCCUUCCUGGAGUCUCCCCUAGGCAAUGUGAGCACAAAGAAGGAACUAGAUUUUUUUCUUUUAUUCUGUGUCAGAGAUCACUCCAAGGGGAGUCAGGGUGUAUCAUUUCUUUAUUUAAAAAGCUUCCAGCUGCGGUGUAGGUGUGGACUUUGUUGUGAGAGUGGCCAGGAGCAGGCCAAGUGCUGCUUUGGGGGUCAGCAUCCAGUGUGAAAUACUGUGUAUAUAAACUAUACAUAAUGUAUAUAAACUGGGAUGUAAGUUUGUAUAAAUUAAUGGUUUAUUCUUUGCAAAUAAAGCUUUCCCACCCCCCUCUGUUUUUGAAA
Messenger RNA from Pipistrellus kuhlii (Kuhl's pipistrelle), 5111 nucleotides. RefSeq names its product ectodysplasin A (gene EDA). Bases 245 to 1420 code for a protein of 391 amino acids. NCBI's taxonomy places the organism in Eukaryota, Metazoa, Chordata, Mammalia, Chiroptera, Vespertilionidae. Gene Ontology annotation, biological process: immune response; animal organ development. The record is from RefSeq and is a predicted model, not a curated record. The transcript has 8 exons. Gene Ontology annotation, molecular function: death receptor agonist activity; death receptor binding; tumor necrosis factor receptor binding. Gene Ontology annotation, cellular component: membrane.